This is a messenger RNA of Lathyrus oleraceus (garden pea), 2164 nucleotides long. RefSeq names its product preprotein translocase subunit SCY2, chloroplastic. The coding region runs from base 94 to 1761 and encodes 555 amino acids. NCBI's taxonomy places the organism in Eukaryota, Viridiplantae, Streptophyta, Magnoliopsida, Fabales, Fabaceae. The record is from RefSeq and is a predicted model, not a curated record. Gene Ontology annotation, biological process: protein transport. Gene Ontology annotation, cellular component: membrane. The transcript has 13 exons.
UAAAAAGAAGAUGUGAUAUAUAAACUAAUAAACACAGUCCGUUUUGGUCUCGAUACUUUCAGCGUCACUCUAUCGCUGCUGUGAAGUCCAACCAUGGAAGCAACGCGAUUCUCUCUCUAUCACUUCCAUCCUCACAACUUCCGUCCCAAACCCACCGCACUUCUCUCAGGAAGAAGACACGCAGAAACUAGGGUUUCACUUUUCACAAGAAAUUCACAUUCGCUUAACCGGAGAAUUUCCGUUAACUUCUCUGACCGACUCCGAAGUGAUUAUAUCCGUUCUGAGACGCCGCUUUUGAGUGAAGAAGGUGUUCCGGAGAGUACUCGCAGUGAUGAUGUUGAAACAAUUGUUGGUUCUUCUGGCGGUGAUAACUCGUUAAUAACCUUAGAGUUGAAACCUAGAGCGUUUAAAAAUAGGUUUCUGAACUUUGUGCGUUUUGGUUCUGUUAUUAAUGGUGCUGCUGAGGCGUUUUUUAAGAGCGAGAUUCGGAGGAGGUUGUUUGUUACUGCUGUGUUGAUUGUGAUUAGUCGUGUUGGUUAUUUUAUUCCUCUUCCUGGAUUUGACAGAAGGUUGAUACCAAAGGAUUAUAUGAGCUUUGUCUCUGGUUCAUCUGUUGAUGAACUUGGUGACUUCUCCUCUGAGCUCAAGCUGUCUCUUUUCCAACUUGGAAUCAGUCCUCAAAUAAUAGCAUCCAUUAUUAUGCAGGUAUUCUGUCAUGUUGUUCCUUCUCUAGUAAAGUUGCGGAAAGAAGGUUUGGAUGGGAAUGAGAAGAUUAAGAGUUAUAUUUGGUGGCUGUCGCUGGGCUUUGCAAUUGUGGAAGCUCUAAUAGUUUCUUGCUACUCACUUCCAUACUCAAUUUACGCCGCUAGUUAUAGGUUUAAACAUGUAAUGCUGACAACUUUUUUUUUGGUUUGUGGUGCAAUGACUAUUACAUGGAUAUGUGAUACCAUAUCAGAAUCUGGAUUUGGUCAAGGUUCAUCUCUUAUUAUAUGUGUUGGAAUACUGAUUGGGUAUAUGGAGACAUUACACAAAAUGCUUACCCAGCUUUCAGCGAGUGCUGUUAGUUGGUGGCCGUAUGUGCUUGCAGUAUUGGGCCUCUUCACAAUAGUCACUAUGUGGGCAGUUGUAGUUACUGAAGGUUGCAGGAAAGUAAAGCUUCAGUACUAUGGUUUUAAACUUGCUUCUGCUGCAAGGGAGCAAUCGCCUAUAACGGAAGUGGAACCCUAUAUUCCUUUCAAUAUUAAUCCAGCAGGGAUGCAACCUGUUCUUACCACCUCUUACCUCUUGGCCUUUCCAAGCAUUGUCGCUAGUUUGCUUCAGUCACCUUUUUGGGAGCGUGUGAAGGAAAUGUUGAAUCCCGACUCUUCUGUUGGCGCUGAACCGUGGGUCUACUAUUCCAUAUAUGCAUUCUUUGUCUUCCUUUUCAAUAUAUUUGACAUUGCUAACUUGCCAAAGGAAAUUGCUGAUUACUUGAAUAAGAUGGGUGCAAGGAUACCUAAUGUUAAGCCUGGGAAGGCUACGAUAGAAUACCUCUCAAAGGUUCAGGCAUCCACACGAUUUUGGGGGGGCCUACUGUUAAGUGUUUUGGCUACUACUUCAAGUGUUCUCGAUCACUAUUUACGGCGUAGAAAUGCUGGUUUUGCUAUUGGUUUUACAUCAAUUCUAAUUAUUGUUGGUUCCAUUAUUGAACUUAGAAGAUCGUAUCAAGCAUAUAACGUGAUGCCAGGAUUAAGCAAUGCUUUGAAGCGUUAUGGUGUAUAAACUUCUGAAAAGCCAUGAUGCCAUUCAUGCUUUCAUCAGCAUCAGUAAGUAGUAACAAAUAUCCGUCUACAGAUUUUCCAAUGUAAUUGAUCAGGGCUGCCUAAUAUUUCCAAGAAACUUAUUUUUUGUUUGUUGGAGAAUUAAGUCUGGUUUGUGGGUAUUGGAGUAUUGAGGUCCGUUAGCAUAGCUAUUAAUGUAUGAUGUGCUAAAUGCUACCUGUGAGUGCGUGCAAGUUAUUGAUUCAGAAGUCUCAUUUUCUGAUUUCUUUACGGAAGGAAAUUAUUUUGAUGAUUUUAGGGGAAGUAUUUAGUUAGGUUAUAGUUGUAGCCGCAGCUAAUAUUUGUACAUGAAAUUUUGUUAUAGACGUGUAAUGUAAAAACAAGGUAAUAUAGGAGGUUAAACA